UUUCCUUUUCUCUCUUUCUUCUCUCUCCUGUGUUUGAUGCUACCUUUGUUUUUCUUAAAACAUUUCUGGGUCGUUGAUCUUCAACAGAGAGAUGAGUUGGUUCUCCUUUUUAUGUUCUUCUUCUCACUUCACUUGAUUCCCAGUCCGGAAUUGCAUCUAAUUCUCUUUUCUUACAUCUCUCGUCUUAUAUUCUCUUGUUGUCUCAAACCCUUUAAUGGAAAUUGUUUGGACAAAGAGGAAAAAAUCGACCUAGUACUUCUGUUUUUUGUUGCUGUUCGGUUUAGUUUACUCGAGCUUCGAGUUCAAUUUGCUAUGGCGAUUCCUUGGUGGGCUAAUCAGUUGAAUCUACAAGCCAUGGACCAUGCCGGCAAUUCAGCUGCCUUGAACAAACGUGACCUAGAGAUUUCAAUCAACGACAUGGGCAAAAACACGAGUAACGCCGACGAUGACGACGACGAUAGGGACACCGGCGAUGAACCGAAAGAGGGGGAUGUCGAGAUUGGUAACCGAAGGCCUAGAGGCCGACCACCGGGCUCCAAGAACAAGCCUAAACCACCCAUUUUUGUCACUAGGGAUAGCCCUAACGCGCUCCGUAGUCAUGUCAUGGAAGUUGCGAGUGGCACCGAUGUAGCCGAAAGCAUAGCUCAAUUCGCCCGGAGACGGAAACGCGGCGUCUGCGUGCUUCGUGGCAGCGGCUCGGUCGUGAACGUUACGCUUAGACAACCAGCUGCACCCGGAGCGGUGGUUGCUCUCCAAGGGAGGUUCGAAAUCUUGUCUUUGACUGGAGCUUUCCUUCCUGGACCGGCACUACCGGGCUCGACAGGGCUUACCGUAUACCUAGCCGGUGGUCAAGGGCAAGUUGUAGGCGGAAGUGUCGUCGGUUCACUUGUGGCAGCAGGGCCUGUUAUGGUCAUUGCAGCAACGUUUGCCAACGCAACAUACGAAAGAUUGCCGGUAGAAGACGAAGAGGAAGCUGCCAAAGGCGGUCCCCACGGCGAUCAGAUCCAAAACGGAGCAACCACCUCUCAGCCGCCGACAAUCAGAAGCGGCAACGACCCACAGGCAGGUCUGCUUGAUCCAUCAUCACUUCCCAUAUACAAUUUGCCCCCCAAUUUAGUCCCCAAUGGAGGUCAAUUAGGGCAUGAGGCCUAUGCUUGGGCACAUGGGCGACCACCUUACUAAUAUGUAAGAGAU
Molecule: messenger RNA, 1194 nt
Organism: Hibiscus syriacus
Lineage: Eukaryota; Viridiplantae; Streptophyta; Magnoliopsida; Malvales; Malvaceae
Product: AT-hook motif nuclear-localized protein 20-like
Exons: 1
Coding region: 37-1182 (381 amino acids)
Cellular component (GO): nucleus
Molecular function (GO): minor groove of adenine-thymine-rich DNA binding; DNA-binding transcription factor activity
Source: RefSeq, a predicted model, not a curated record